AUGUCUGUGGCGGAGAAGCCAACGGCAUCCUCGACGGUUACCGUGGUACGUAGGGAGGUGGAUCCGUUGCUGAAGGAUCUGAAUGAGAAGAAGCAGAGCUUCAGGCGGAACGUGGCUUCAUUAGCGUCGGAGCUCAAGGAGGUUCGCAAACGCCUUGCUUUACAAGAGCAGUCUUUUUCUCGCGAAACCCUUACUAGACAGGAAGCAGAAACCAAAGCGAAAAUCAUGGAAAAAGAAAUUAACAGAUUGCAGAAAAGCUUAGAGGAGAGAAAUGUCCAGCUUCAGGAGUCAACAUCUGCUGCUGAGAUGUUCAACAAGGAACUGGAUGAUAUGAGAUCAGAGCUUUCAGCAACUAAAGCUACUGCAGAUGCAAGUGCACAGUCUGCUCAAUCUUCAGAAUUACAGUGUUUGGCACUUCUGAAAGAAUUAGAAGAGAAGAAUUUCUCUUUAAAGGAGCAUGAGGUUCGUGUGAAUAAACUGGGAGAAAAAAUAGAUAUUCUUCAGAAGAAUCUUCAAGCUAGGGAUCAUUCCCAAAUGCAACUGAAAGAUGAAGUCAUGAGAAUAGAGCAGGAGAUCAUGCAAGCAUUAGCUAAGGCUGGAGCGAAUAAAGAUUGUGAGCUUAGGAAAAUAUUAGAUGAGGUUUCCCCUAAGAAUAUUGAAAAGAUGAAUAAGCUUUUGACGGUAAAGGAUGAAGAAGUAGCUAAGCUGAGAGAUGAAAUAAGGAUUAUGUCUGCUCAUUGGAAGCUUAAAACUAAUGAGUUGGAAUCUCAGUUAGAGAAGCAUCAUAGAGCAGAUAAGGAGUUGAAAAAGAAAGUUUUGAAAUUAGAGUUUUGUCUUCAAGAAGCUCGUGCUCAAACUCGCAAGCUCCAAAGAAUGGGAGAGCGAAGCGAUAAAGUUUUGGAAGAACUCAGAGAUCAACUGGCAGCAAAACAAUCCAUGAAUACUGAAAAGGAGAACUACUGGGAGACACCCAGUUUCAAAAUUGUGGCUUCGAUGUCAAUGUUGAUCUUGGUAAUAUUCUCGAAGCGGUAA
Molecule: messenger RNA, 1032 nt
Organism: Fraxinus pennsylvanica
Lineage: Eukaryota; Viridiplantae; Streptophyta; Magnoliopsida; Lamiales; Oleaceae
Source: the annotation of a GenBank genome assembly